CAAAGCAAAACAUGGAAUCCCCUAAUUCUCCACUCUCUCAUCUCCUCCUCCAACCACCACCCACAGCCCCUACCUUCACAGCUAAAUUUCCCAAUAAAUUAUCACUAAUCCCACUUAUUUUCCUCAUCUUCUUUGAGGUUUCCGGCGGUCCAUAUGGCAUAGAAUCUACCGUCGGAGCUGCCGGGCCUUUUUGGGCUAUAUUAGGCUUUCUCGUAUUUCCCUUCAUUUGGAGCAUACCUGAGGCCCUUAUCACCGCCGAGCUUGCCACAGCCUUUCCCGGCAACGGCGGUUAUGUUAUUUGGGCUGACAGGGCUUUUGGGCCCUUUUGGGGCUCUCUAAUGGGUUCUUGGAAGUUCUUUACUGGUGUCCUUAACUUGGCCUCGUACCCAGUUCUUUGCAUAGACUAUGUCAAGUUGGUGUUUCCAAUUUUCUCUUCAGGUUUGCCUCGCUAUAUUGCAAUUUUAUUUUUCACUUUAUUGUUUUCUUUUUUAAACUACACAGGCUUGGCUAUAGUUGGUUACACUGCAGUGACUUUAGGUGUUUUAUCACUAUCUCCAUUUGUAGUUAUGACUUUAAUUUCAAUCCCCAAGAUUGUUCCUUCAAGGUGGAUAAAUUUUGGUCAAAAGGGUAUCCAAAAGGAUUGGAGUUUGUAUUUUAAUACUUUGUUUUGGAACUUAAAUUUUUGGGAUAGUGCUAGUACUUUAGCAGGAGAAGUUGAGCAGCCUCAAAGUACUUAUCCAAAAGCACUUUUUGCUGCUGGUUUAGUUACUUGUUUGGGUUAUUUACUUCCUCUUUUAGCUGCUAUUGGAGCUAUCCCACUAAAUCAAAAAGAUUGGACAGAUGGAUAUUUAGCUAAUUUGGCUAAAAUGAUUGCAGGUAAUUGGUUAAAAAUUUGGGUUGAAAUUGGUGCAUGUUUAUCAAUUAUUGGUCUCUAUGAAGCCCAAUUAAGUAGCUGUGUAUAUCAGCUUUUGGGUAUGUGUGAAUUGGGAAUUUUGCCUUUGUUUUUUGGAGUUAGAUCAAAAUGGUUUAAUACACCCUGGGUAGGAAUUUUGCUUUCAACAAUAAUAGCAGUAGCUGGUUCUUAUAUGGAUUUUGAUAAUAUAAUUUCUUCAGUGAACUUUUUAUAUUGUUUAGGUAUGUUAUUGGAAUUUGGAUCAUUCUUAUGGUUAAGGAAAAAAUUGCCAAGUAUAAAGAGGCCUUUUAGAGUUCCAAUGGGGAUGUUUGGUUUGGUGGUUAUGUGCUUGAUUCCAUCUGGGUUUUUGGUCUAUGUAAUGGCUGCAGCUAGUAAAGUUGUGUAUUUGGUGACUGCUAUUUUAACUUGUAUUGGGAUUUUUUGGUAUUUUCUCAUGGGGUUUUGCAAAUCAAAGAUGUGGAUUCAGUUUAAUAAUGUUGGAGGAGAAUUGGAAUAUGAGGAAUAGGGUAGGUGUAUAUGGGAAUUAUUUUGUAAAGUAAUUGAUUUCCUGUUUACUGUUGAAAUUGAAAAUGCCUUGUCAUCUAGAACUACACUCUUAUACUCUCUCCCUUCCUAAGUUCUUAUUAGAAAGUAUUAUGUUUUCAAAUACUUGUCAUGUUUAUGGAUUUCACAAAUGAUAUUUUUAUUUUACCCUUUGUAUA
This is a messenger RNA of Jatropha curcas, 1614 nucleotides long. RefSeq names its product putative polyamine transporter At3g13620. Gene Ontology annotation, molecular function: transmembrane transporter activity. NCBI's taxonomy places the organism in Eukaryota, Viridiplantae, Streptophyta, Magnoliopsida, Malpighiales, Euphorbiaceae. Gene Ontology annotation, biological process: transmembrane transport. The record is from RefSeq and is a predicted model, not a curated record. Gene Ontology annotation, cellular component: membrane.